CGCGAUCGGACGGUAGGGGUCGGAGUCUACGCGACAAGCUCUGCUUAGCGUGGGCUUCGGCUCUGUCAAUCCGUCCAUUCAAACAUUCGAGCUAAAUUUAUAAAAAAACAAUACAAUAAUAUCCCUGAUAUUUUUGAUAUUUUAUUUUUUAAUCGAAUCGAAAAAAAAGAAUCGUUCAAUAACUUUUUGGCUGAAUCCUGCAUUUUACUCAAAAUGUCUGCGUUUUAGAGCACACACCUUGAAUUUCGUCAUAUGCGUCAUAUAUGUAUACAGUCGAUACGAAGGUUUGAGAUUUGUCAUUUUUCGGAAAAAAAUAGAUUAUCCUUACAUUUACAGGUGCGCACUCAGCCCGCAGGUGGCGCCAUGUGCAUCUCGCCGCGGCCCGCUGGCGACUCACCGCCGCCGCUCGGACCGGGCUCGUGGCUGCCGCGCGCGCCGCUGGCUGAGCGCCACUGGUCGCCGCUGCUGCGCGCCUGUCUGAACCGCGCCACUCCGACCAACUGUGCGGCGCUGGUGACGGCUCUGCACGCUGCGGUGGUGCCGCGCGCCGCUCGGCCCGACACCGUGCCGCGGCUGGUGAGGGACGUACUGGCCCAUGUGUCGGUCAGUGGUCUGUAUGGACCGCAGAACGCGGCACUGUGCGGCGCGCUGGCGGAUCUGCGCACGCCUGAUGACGAUCAGAGCUUCCUCGAGCUGCUGACGGAGCGCUGUGAGGCCGCAGCGCUGGGUGAAGAGCUGGUGGAGUCGUCUGUGCGCCGUCACUGCGCUGCUUUCCUCGGAGAGCUACACACCGCUGAGGUGACCUCCACGGAGCGCAUGUGGCGCUGGGUAGCGCGUCUGGAGCCCCGGGACCACGCAUCACCCGACCCAGCCAACGUGGACAGUCUGUGCGCCCUGCUGGCCACAGGCGGUGCCAAGCUGGAGACGGAGGCAGCGGCAGACGCCGUGGCGGCCGUGGCCAUCUCCGCGGCGGCAGAGACGACGGACGGGGAGACGGAGCCGACGCCGCUGGACGCCCUGUUCUCUCGACUCUGUCGGCUGGCGACCUCCCCCGGACUGGACACCCGUCUGCGCUGUCUACUGCUCGACACUGUGGAACUGCGACAGAGGGGCUGGAGGCGGCGCGCGCACUUCGCCUGUCCGCAGCCCAUCGACGAGCUGCGCGCGGCGGCAGAGGCCGAGAUGACAGCGCCGACAGGACGACGACGGAGAAGGCGCAGACGGCAGCCGCAGGCCACGUGAUCUGCGGUGACCCGAGGACAUGGCUUGCGAGAGAGGCGUGAAUACGAGAGAUUGAAGUGUCGGCGAUACUCGGCUUUAAGAAGCGACGAAUCAUGCUUGUUCAGAUUUGUUACGAAAUAUUUCAGUCAGUCAUUUUUGUUGUCAUACUACGCCCAGCGUAUGCUCAGGCUAAGCAUUGUAUUGGUCGGGUAAGCUGGGGACUGGAUGGCCACUUUGGCCAGCUUGAGGGUCUGAGGCAGGGAGUCAGGGUCAUUCCUGUGAUACCGGUAUAUUGUCAUUGCAAUCCUACAUGUUUGCAGUGGUAGGAACUAUUGUGCUCAUCUCAAAUGGGGUUAUGCUGGCCGCUGGGGUCGCCGCAAAUGCGAUAAUUAAACAAAAGUUCAUCGAAAGGUACAGUUGUGAAAUGCGAAUAGUCUGUAUUUAUUGGCACACAACUCCUUCGUCUUAGCAACUGUUUGGAUCGCGACUUUGGUGGUGCUAUGCUUUGGCCGGAACAGUGGUAUUGUCCUGGAGCGUUCCUUAUGUAAGGGAUAAUUUAUUGAUGCUGAGUGGUGCCUUUAUGUUACAUUUUUAGACCCGGAAAUAAAUGAGUCGUCGCUUUCAUAAA
This is a messenger RNA of Amphibalanus amphitrite, 1849 nucleotides long. Its product is annotated as eukaryotic translation initiation factor 4G-like. The record is from RefSeq and is a predicted model, not a curated record. NCBI's taxonomy places the organism in Eukaryota, Metazoa, Arthropoda, Thecostraca, Balanomorpha, Balanidae. Gene Ontology annotation, cellular component: eukaryotic translation initiation factor 4F complex. Bases 253 to 1242 code for a protein of 329 amino acids. The transcript has 2 exons. Gene Ontology annotation, molecular function: mRNA binding; translation initiation factor activity.